This is a messenger RNA of Iphiclides podalirius (scarce swallowtail), 759 nucleotides long. The record is from the annotation of a GenBank genome assembly. Lineage: Eukaryota; Metazoa; Arthropoda; Insecta; Lepidoptera; Papilionidae.
AUGUCUAUAGUUGAAAUCACGCAUCACGAUGAAGUUAUUUAUAGAAUACUUGAUAAACCUCCCCCGGAACCACCGAAAACACCAAGAUAUGAAUCUAAAUUGGAACGGCAGUUAAAAGAAACGAAAAUAACUCCAUUAAAACGUACUUUUGGUUAUUCUGAGACGCCUUUAAAGCCCCCUGACCACUUUUUGAAAAAAGGUGAAGGUAUGACUCAGAAAACUAAGAAAUCUGACCACAAAUGUGUUAAAGGUAAUCUUCCCCCGGUACCUAAGCGACCACCCCUGGAGAAGCCUACAGAAAAAUCUAAAAUAAAUUUUAAAGUAGUGAAUAUUAAAAAAGUUUUAAGAGCAAAAGCAAAAGCUGUUGAACCAAGAUUAGUCGAUACAAGAAACGGGCACAUAAAAAAGAUCAAAAGUUCUGGGGAAGUGCCAGAAUAUUGCCUCAGACCAGAUUUCGGUCAAAUGCCAGGAUAUCUAGUAAAAAGAAAUAGGAGAAUUCAGAAAGAGCUAGAUAAAGUAAAGUAUGCUGAAGAACAUAAGAAAAGUCUUUGCAAGCUUAUUAAAGAGGAGGAGCGACAGAAACUUUUAGACGACCUUAAGCACAAUUGGCAAAUAAUGCAAAAAGCAUUCCUACAAUUGCCAAUGCUUACCGACACAAUACCGAAAGUUCUGAAGAAAACUAAAAUGGAGCAAGAACUUCGUCAGCUUGAAAAGGAUAUCGCCUUAGUGGAAUCAAAUCCUUACAUUUAUAUCUAUGAG